AUGGUUUCCGUAUACGUUAACGAAAAAGCUGGCGAGGACGCCGCCGGCUGUGGCUCGCAAGAGAAGCCAUACCAAACUGCUGCCUACGCACAAUUUGUCGCACCCGAAAGCUCGAUUCUCGUUCACAAGGAGAACGAUGAGACCAAGGAGUUUGAGUAUGUCGAGAUCUCCGCCUCUGCCUUGAAAAAAGCCAAGAAGGGUGCCGAAGGUUUGAAGAAAAAGCAAGAGAAACAGGCCAAGCAAGAGCAAGAUGCUGCUAAGAAGGCUGCUGACGCCGCUAAGAAAUUGGCUGAGUUGGACUUGGUGGAGAUCACCGAGGACACUUCUCUUCCAGCUGCCGACAAGAUCAAGUUGAAGUCCAUUGGUGACUUCAUUGGUAAGAGAGUUGCUGUCAGAGGUUGGGUUCAUCGUUUCAGAUUGCAGAAGGGUCUUGGUUUCGUUACCUUGAGAGACGGUACGGGAUUCCUCCAGUCUGUCUUGACCGGUGACUUGGCCAAAUCCCGUGUUGCCAACGAAUUGACCAUCGAGUCCACCAUCCUCAUCAAGGGUGUUGUCGAGAAGUUGCCAGAGGGUAAGUCUGCCCCAGGAGGUGUUGAGUUGAAGGCUGAUUACUUUGAGGUCAUUGGUUUGGCUCCAUCUGGUGAUGACGCAUUCACUAACAAGGUCCAAGAAAAGGCUGACCCAUCUUUGUUGUUGGACCAACGUCACUUGGCCAUGAGAGGUGAGACCUUGUCUUCUGUUUUCAAGGUUAGAGCUGUUUUGUUGUCUGCCAUGAGACGUUUCUUCGCCGAGGAGGGUUUGACCGAGGUCACUCCUCCAUGCAUGGUGCAAACCCAAGUCGAGGGUGGUUCCACUUUGUUCAAGUUAGACUACUACGGUGAGGAGGCUUACUUGACUCAAUCAUCCCAAUUGUACUUGGAGACCUGUUUGCCAGCCCUUGGUGACGUGUUCUGUGUCCAGGAGUCUUUCCGUGCUGAGAAGUCUCACACCAGAAGACACUUGUCUGAGUACACUCACGUUGAGAGUGAAUUGGCUUUCUUGACCUUCGACGAGAUGUUGGACCACUUGGAGAGACUUUUCACUACUGUCAUCAAGUAUGUUCUUGAAGACCCAAUUGCUGGUCCUUUGGUGGAGAAGUUGAACCCAGGUUUCAAGGUCCCAGAGAUGCCUUUUAAGAGAAUGGCCUACGUCGAUGCCUUGGAAUGGUUGAACGAACACGGUAUUCCAAACGAGGAUGGUGAAAAAUUCAAGUUCGGUGACGACAUUGCUGAGGCUGCCGAGAGAAGAAUGACAGAUGAAUUGAACGUUCCAAUCUUGUUGACCCGUUUCCCUGUGGAGAUCAAGUCUUUCUAUAUGAAGAAGUGUUCUGACGACCCUCGUGUUACCGAGUCUGUUGAUGUCUUGAUGCCUAACGUUGGUGAGGUUACUGGUGGCUCCAUGAGAAUUGAUGACUACGAUGAGUUGGCUGCUGCCCUCAAACGUGAGAACUUGAGUGCUGAAGAUUACUACUGGUUCAUGGACUUGAGAAAGUACGGUACUUGUCCUCACGGUGGUUAUGGUUUGGGAACUGAGAGAAUCUUGGCUUGGUUGUGUCACAGAGAAACUGUUAGAGAGUGCUCUUUAUACCCAAGAUUUACUGGCAGAUGUAAGCCAUAA
Messenger RNA from Australozyma saopauloensis, 1656 nucleotides. RefSeq names its product asparagine--tRNA ligase (gene DED81). Gene Ontology annotation, biological process: asparaginyl-tRNA aminoacylation. Gene Ontology annotation, cellular component: cytoplasm. The coding region runs from base 1 to 1656 and encodes 551 amino acids. Lineage: Eukaryota; Fungi; Ascomycota; Pichiomycetes; Serinales; Metschnikowiaceae. The transcript has a single exon. The record is from RefSeq and is a predicted model, not a curated record. Gene Ontology annotation, molecular function: nucleic acid binding; asparagine-tRNA ligase activity; ATP binding.